AUGGAGAACCGACCUCGUCAACAGACCUCCGGGCAUGACUGUUCGUUGGGUACCGGGGAUAAUCUUUCUUCUCGUCCAGGAAGAGUCGACCUGCUACGGGCACAUAUUUCGCCCACCACGGUGAAGCAGGUGUCGGUGAAUCACGAACGCAAGGUGGUGGGAUCCUCUUCAUCAAGAAGUGCAGUAUGGGGUAUUUCUCCUGAUGGCAGUAACGCCUUUGAGUCAAAGAACUUCGGACUGGAAGGGGAUUCCAACCACACGGUAGAGCAUGAAGUGAUCAAGGAAGAAGAUUCUCAAAAGAAGAGCCCGUUUUCCUGUGGAAGCGCUCCAAGGGUCGUUGACAGCCCAGGCGCGUCAGUUGUUUCACGGGAAGGUCGUGUUGGCCCGCCAUCUGAUGGCUCGGCGGUUGUGAGUGGUGACGACGAGACAGAUGCCACCAACAGUGAAGACGGAACGGAAGACGAAAUCGUCAGUGAGGAAGGCCGGCGUACGGAAGAUGAGGGAGAUGUCACCAGUCGGAGCGACCAGGUACCUUGCACGCCCCCGCCAAUGUGGGUGCCUGAAGUGCUGUCAGACGAGUCCGAAGAGACACCUCUGAGAAGGGUGGGAGAGGAGAGACACGUUAGCGACAGCUCAUCGGGCGGAGAUGGUUAUCUGAGGGGAACCAGGCAAGGCAGAGUUAGGCCCCAUGCCGUACCUCCCCUGUUUCACACUCCUUCGCAUUUCACCCCUGUGCGGGCCACAUCGAGUCGCCUCAUUUCCUUGUCGUCCGACUCAGAGCGGAUGCACCGGAUGGCGCAGAAGGUACAGACACAGCCUGAGAUGAAACCGAAGGAACUGGAUAAGGAGGCCAAACGAAAGCAAGAGCAGUUAAGAUCGAGCAAAGGCGACAAUAAAGGGAUUUUCAAAGGACUUCUUCGACAGCUCACGCGUGGAUAUACAGGGGUGGCUCAUCUCUUCGAUGGGCUGGCCUCUGAUUUCAAGCCCCACACGGAGAACGAGGGAUCCAGCUCGAAUGAUGUUCUGACUGAAGAACGCACUGUGCAGCCAAGCAGCGCCGUGGUGAGUGAUAAGAGAGUAACAGGAAAUGGAACUGGAGUGGAACGUUUUAAGCCUCGUGUGCGGCACAGGUUGUCUCAAGAAUGCCGUCCCAGCUUUCCAGAGAAACCGGACGAAGAAACAAACCUUUCGACCACCCUUCCAACGAAACUCAAAUCGUUAUUCUCCUUCGCGUCUUCGCAUUGGAACCAUGCAUCACCUGGUGAGGGAGAAGCGACGGAGGCGGCGGGGGCGUCGGUGUCUGGUUCGUCUUCUUUUUUAGCUGCCAACGCAAACCAUUCUCCAAGUAUGUUGGAUGCCUACGGUAGACCGCCGCAAAAGAGGACACAGAGACGAUCUUUCUUCGGAUCGGUUGCCGCUGCGGCGAGCAAUGCCUUUGCUGAGGCAGGCGCGGUCGCUGCAGCAGCUGCUGAGGCAGUGGCUGCCGUCGGACAAAGCAGCUCAGAUAGCAGCGGCGACUCGAGUUCUGAAAGUGAUCACUCUGGUCGGGAGCGAUCGCGGGCUUUUCGGGGGAAAGGAGGAGGAUCAAAUGAGAUAACUACGAUGCGCUCUCAGCGGUCGGCUGGACAUCUGUCUUUUUCGCGUGAGCCAGAGCGCGAGAGCGACCAGGGGGAGAUGACGCCGACUGGAGAGACGUCUGGCAGCGAGAGUGAGCUCGAUCAAGUGAUUCUCACAGAACACGCUACCCCUUUCAACUUUGUUUUGUGGGCAACACGAGAAGCGGCAGCGUCUCUGCAGCGCCCUCUUCUUUCAGGCCCACCGGAGGAGGAAGCCGGUAACGCCGAAGAACUGCGGAGCACUGAGAAUGCCAUACACAGACGAGAACUCCAGCGGUUGGGUCGGUUGCGAGCCGUUGCGCUUCGCCUCUUGUUACUGAUCUGUGAAGAUGACAGCUGGUGUCAGGAUGGAACUACACGACAGUCUGCUCACAAAGGUGCGAAUGAUGGUGCCCGAAGGCGUUUCCCUCCCAUCGUUCAGGGAGUCAGGGGAAGGAGGCGUUCCGACAGAGACACAGAGUCGCCACCGACAGAGGCGACACAAGAUAGUGAGGAGGUUGACAGGUUGUGGAGUCAAUGGAUCAAUGGAUCUCCGGAGACGGAAGGAGGUGAAGACGCAGACCGGAAACAGGAAGAGAAACGGUUACAAGGUCGCGGGGUUUCGAGGUCGAGAUACAUGUGGAAAGCGGCCAACCGCAUGCUGAGUGUCGACCGCCGUCUCCGCAAGCUGCAUUCCGACACCGCUGUGCGACGAAUGGGGGAAACGGAAUUUUGGAAGUUGUACUUCUACCAGGUGUUUUUACUGAUGAAUCGCUUCGACCGCCAAGCGCACAAGGUCCUUCGAUCCCUGUCGUGUUCGUUUACCCUUACAACAGGAGAGGGCGGGGACGAGAACCAGCCCCAGGAGGUAGCUCACGAUGUUCUCAGCCAGACAUCGGGAUUUACUGAGUCCGACACGAGUUCGCCCUCUCCUUCCUACGGAUUUGCGAGCUCUCCAUGUACCUCUGCACGUCUCAUUAUUCCUCCUACUGGCUUACCAGACAACACGGAAGAGGGAGAGCCUCUCAGUUUUGGCGGGGUCUCUCUAGAACCGAAGGACGAGGAAGCGCCUGAACAAGUUCGGCAGGACGGUCUCGGGGCUCUGGCAUACGCAAUUUUCUCGUCUUCUCGCUCUCCUUCGCUUUCAUCUUCUUCUUCAGGGACGACGUCGGUUUCCGCCCGAGGCACUGGCUCGUCUUUCUCACGAGACGUCGGCGAGUCUCCGUUGCUGGUGCCGCGGGACUCUCACCGAUCGGGAGUGGGAAGCGAAACGUACUCCGCUGGUGGAGACUCACCCGCGCUGCGAGAGAAAGUCAUUUCCGAGAACGCAGGGUGCCUUCCGCUGGGAAGAGCACCGUCUCAGCCCACUUACACCGUCUCUUCAGUGUCCAGCAAUCCCGCAUAUCUGGAACCGGCAUCCAGAAGAGGCAGCUUUUCUGUGGUACCUGUAAGUGGUCGUCGACUCCGUGAUGCUCUUUUCGCGAAGAGAGUUUCCUCUUCAUCGCAAGUAAAUGGCCGAAUUUCAACUAGUCGAGGGACAAUGGGGGAGGACAGACACCAAGACCAACAGGGAGAUAAUCGGCUGGAAGGGCCGAGCCAUUUGUCAGCGCACAAUUCUCUCUACCAGCUGGGCAGUCGCUCAGGAAACUGUGUUCAGAUAAAGGUGAAGGAGCUGAAGGAAUUAGAUGGAACAUGCGGAGACACUCACCAGCCUGGAUUAGCUUGCAAAGGGAAGGAAGUUCAGGGAGCUCGGGCGUGAAGCAGGCCCUCUCACAAGAAGCGAGAGGGGCUUUGUAAAGAUACGGUGUUACUAGGACCGAAUGCUUUCGCUGUAAGCAGCGUCGACAAAUAAUAGCACGACCCACCGACAUUAUCGCUACAGGUAUGCGUGGCUGUGUAUCUGUGGUUCUGUUGAAAAAGACAAAAAUGAAGAUGACAGGUGGAACCGGAACACACUGGAUUUCGUUUUGGGAGUGAGGUACUACGAGACAAGCACAUUCCUGUACUCCUUGAGACAGGAUUUACUUUUUGUGUUCUAUGCAGUGCUCGGAAUAUCGUUUUCACGUGUU
Messenger RNA from Toxoplasma gondii ME49, 3664 nucleotides. RefSeq lists its product as hypothetical. Lineage: Eukaryota; Apicomplexa; Conoidasida; Eucoccidiorida; Sarcocystidae. The record is from RefSeq and is a predicted model, not a curated record. Bases 1 to 3354 code for a protein of 1117 amino acids. The transcript has 2 exons.